AUUCGAGCGUGAUAAGAUAAGCGUGACAGCGGGACGCUCUCUUUUACAAGAGGUGCAUUGAAGCUGGCCGGCUUCAGCGAUGAAACUCGUCACAUUAGUCGCAGCAGUUCUGUGUUCUGGCGGCCCAGUGUUUUCUCGCAGUCUGAACCUUCCCGCCAUUUCUGACGCCGACAGGGCAUGCAAGGACGCUCUCAGACCCGAUAUCGUUGACAAUGACCCUACGUACAUCCUGAGCCCAAACUUCGAUGGCAUCAACAGAUAUCCUGCUGGCGCGUUGUGCAUGUGGACAUUGCGUACCCCACCAGGGAAGGUAAUCAAUUUGGCUUUCGAAGAGUUCUCGUUGCAAGACUCCCUGGAUUGCGUCCGUGACCGAGUGGCCCUGUACGCCGGUGAGUGGCGGCCACAGCCCCAGCAGCGGCAGCAGUUGGCAGAGAAGCAGCAAAAUGCGGUCGCGCUGGGCUCGGCAAUCGAGGAGCAGGGCUCCGCGAACCUCCUGGCUCGCUGGUGCGGACCCUGGUUGCCACGUGACUACGCGCUUCCGCCAAACACUGCGGCCACGCUCGUCUUUACCUCCGGCAGGCUGGGUACACCGGGACUAGGGUUCGUAGCACGCUACUACCUCACCGACGCUCCCGUGAAAGAGCACUGCAAGGAAGAGGAACUACGAUGCCGCAAUGGCCAAUGCGUGGACGAUCGCAAGAGGUGCGACAGGAAUGAUGACUGCGGUGACGGAACGGACGAGGAAAACUGCGGGCCCGAAGUCAAUGGCCUCGGGUCGGAAACCUGUGGCCGACCACUUGCAGAGCCCUUCCGCUUUCACGUCGACGAGGACGCGUACAUUGUCGGUGGGAGCAAGGCGAAACCCGAGACCUGGCCGUGGCAGGCGUCGCUCAAGCUGGCAGAGGACCCUGUGUAUGGACACAAGUGCGGCGCCACCCUCGUGGACAGGCAGUGGCUGGUAUCGGCGGCACAUUGUUUCCGCACGUGGGGAGAGCCAUCGGAUUGGGUCGUGUACGUUGGAAAGUACUACCUCUUUGAGGACGAAUCGACGCAGCAGCUGCGCUAUGUGGAGUCUAUCUUCAUUCACCCCGGCUACCAGAUGGCUGUUAAACCCGUGCUGGUCCAAAACCGCAAGGAUCACGACAUUGCGUUGAUCAAGCUGAACGCUCCGGUGACGCUCAAUGGACAGGUGCAGCCAAUCUGCUUGCAGGAGCUACCUGACCUCGCCGACAACACGACGUGCUACGUCACAGGGUGGGGUGCGACCCGCGAGGCCGAGAUGAGCCCCGUGCUGAAACAGGCCGCCGUGCUGGUGCUACCUUUGGACGAGUGUGCCAGCUACUACAAUGGUACUUGCGUCAUCAACCAGCUCAUGUACUGCGCGGGCUACGAGGACGGCCGACACGACUCAUGCCACGGUGACAGCGGAGGCCCCCUGGUGGUCAAACAGGGAGGCAGUUGGCAACUGGCCGGUGUCAUCUCGGGUGGACUCCGAUGCGGCGAGCCGCGUCACCCAGGCAUCUACACCAAAGUGACGCCGCACUACUCAUGGAUACGUGGCGUCAUGGCGGGAAACGUUACGCUUUCCUGACGUCACUGUCACCGGAAUGUUGAACGGCGCGAGACGGACAAGCGUUAAGACCGAGCAACGGAUCGUCCGUACGUUUGAUAACACAAACAUCGUACCCGUGAUUUACUUGUUAUACAAGAACAUAGACAGCACAAUAAAAAAAGGAAUAGCAAUGAGGGUAGCUUACACAGUUAUAUGUAAUAUAGUGACACCGUAGGUAAUACUUUUCCUGUAGAACGUGCGCUCGCGUUUCCUGCACUAGAGGUGCAGCUAGAAUUAGCACCUGUGCAUACGCAGAGAUACUCAGCAGACACAAUAUUAAUGAGAACUAACAGACAAUAAUGCCAAGAAAAGUAUAGGGGAUGUUAAUUGUAGUAAUUAUGAUAUAAAUAUGAAGAAAGUGAAGUGGACGAAAAGAUAACUUGCCGCCGGCAGGGACCGAACCUGCGACCUUCGAAUCACGCGUCCGAUGCUCUACCAGUGAGCUACGGUGGCAGUCAUCCUCUCGUCCACUUUAUGGGGUAUAUAUAUAUGUGUAUUUAAACCUAGGAGUGUUGGUCAGCGCCGAUCGCAGUCAUGGCGGCGAGUGUGGAACGCUCUUUUUGUGCCUGUUGGCGUCACGUAACACGUGAUAUUUUCACCGGCAGGCAGCUGACCAGUAAUCCCUCGCAUACUAUCUGAAGGCAUCAAGUCUGCCAGAUCGAGACCCUCGCUAUGAAUGAAGGAAAGAAGAUGACUUUUUAAGGGCUCGUUUUUCUUUGUUAGACACAAUAAUAAUGAGAAUUAACAGACAAUAAUGCCAAGGAGAGUCCCUGCUGGCGGCAAGUUAUCUUUUGGUCCACUUCACUUUCUCCAUAUUUAUAUCGUAAUUACUACAAUGAACCGUCUGAGGGUCAAAUUUUUUCGCGAAAUCCAGUCCAAAAAUGUAUAUUUUUUAUUGCUGAAAUAAAUUCUUCAGACAACUCUA
Messenger RNA from Rhipicephalus sanguineus (brown dog tick), 2537 nucleotides. Its product is annotated as flavin-containing monooxygenase 5. The transcript is spliced from 9 exons. Gene Ontology annotation, molecular function: protein binding; serine-type endopeptidase activity; NADP binding. NCBI's taxonomy places the organism in Eukaryota, Metazoa, Arthropoda, Arachnida, Ixodida, Ixodidae. Gene Ontology annotation, biological process: proteolysis; acrosome reaction. Bases 80 to 1591 code for a protein of 503 amino acids. The record is from RefSeq and is a predicted model, not a curated record.